GGCAUGCUGUUUGUCAACAAAAAACUAACUGAAAUUAAUUUAAAAAAUAUUUAAGUGUAAAAUGUCGCCACUAUUUCCACGAUGUUUGAAAAAUUUCAACGGCAUAUCUAUUUCGAAUUUUAAAUUGAUUGAGAACCAGAAAAUAAAUGAGUCACUAUGCAGAAUUAACAGAAAUAGCCGACGUUAUUCCCGCUGGGCCGGUCUCAGCUUCGGCCAGCGCGGCGAGCUGGACUGGCGGACGGUGCUCAGCGAGGCGCAGCAGGUGGUGGGCUACCCCACCUCGUUCCUCAACCUGCGGUGGCUGCUCAACGACGAGAUCGCCAACACUGCCCACCAUCUCAGGAAACUGGUUGGCACCAAUCACCCGCUUCUGAAAUCCGCGAAGAAUCUCCUCAUUGGCUCCAAGAGCGAUCUGCAGUCGGUGGGGCUGAUCGUGUUGCUGGUGUCCAAGGCGGCCGGCUUCAACGCGCUGGAGUUCACCCGUGACCAGUACGAUUCAGGGGUUCUUCAUGCUCAGAGAGGUUUGGCAGAAAUCGUUGAAAUGAAGAGAACUGGGCACAUGAUCCACAAGACGAUGGUGAACCUGCAAGAGAAGGAGAAACACGGAGACAAGUACAAGGACUUGCUCUACGGGAACAAAAUUGUUUUGUUGAGCGGAGACUACCUCCUGGCGACGUGUCUCCAUCAGUUGGGCAUCCUCCGCAACAACGCGGUCACGGAGCUGAUCUCCACGGGCCUCAGGGACCUGGUCGAGAGCGACUGCUUCGGGGAGCGCGACCCUGACAACAAUCCUGUGCCUAGUAAACCUAAAGGCCACAACGACAUCAAAGCGAAUUACCACUGGGAGACAGAAGACAACCUCGGCAAACUUGGUUCCAACGAGUUCCUCGGACAAGGCAAAGACGAAUGGAUACUCCGGACGAUGUUAACCUCAGGCAGCAUCCUCGGCAAAGGCUGUCAAGCUGCCAUGAAGCUUGCCAGAAGGGGUGAACAGUUAGAAAGAGAUGCCUAUGUUUUGGGAGGACAUUUAGCUUUGCUCUGGCAGUUACAUCUCGAUGUCAAAGACUUCUUCACCCAUCCAUACUCAUAUUCGUUAGUGGGAUCACCAGUGACCUUAGCCAUGUGGGAAUAUCCGAGUCUGUACGCGCAUAUAUUGCACGCAAAGUUGGAGAAAUCACCAGUGGAAUAUAAGCAGCUGUAUUAUGCUGUCCAGGCAACAAGAGCUAUGGAGUAUCUGUCGGAUUUCAUUGAUGACGAAUUGGGGGCUGUUCUGAAGUAUAGCGAGAGGUUUCCGAUAGAAGACGCGAGAGUAGCCAUACAGAGAAUGGCUCUGACGAUUCACGGAGAGGCGAUACAAUACAUCGAGAAGUGAAAGUAGAUUGAAUGUUCGGAAUCAUCCGAAAUGUUCGUUCGGCGAUUUGGAAAUUUUUAAGUAGAAGAAAAGAUGUCCAAGAUGAGUGUAAAACUGGAGAAUGGUUAAGGCUCUGUUUGAAAAAGGUUGAGAAUAAAGGAAUGAAUGAAUGUUCUAGGCGUAUCGAAUGCGGUUCUAUGUAUCUAGAAGGUCGUCGGUAGAUUUUGUGAUUUUCGUCAAUGGUUAUUCGUGCGUUCACUUGAUGGCAUGUAAAUUAAAUUAUUAUUAAAACA
This is a messenger RNA of Plodia interpunctella (Indianmeal moth), 1644 nucleotides long. RefSeq names its product all trans-polyprenyl-diphosphate synthase PDSS2-like. Gene Ontology annotation, molecular function: prenyltransferase activity. Gene Ontology annotation, biological process: isoprenoid biosynthetic process; ubiquinone biosynthetic process. The record is from RefSeq and is a predicted model, not a curated record. Gene Ontology annotation, cellular component: transferase complex; mitochondrion. The transcript has 6 exons. NCBI's taxonomy places the organism in Eukaryota, Metazoa, Arthropoda, Insecta, Lepidoptera, Pyralidae. Bases 62 to 1372 code for a protein of 436 amino acids.